AUGGCGCAUUUCCAGGGUCAGCAGCACGGCCACCCGACCACCCGCCUCGACGAGUACGGCAACCCUGUGACGGCCGGCCACGGCGAGGGCCUGGGUCAUCUCCAGGGCCAGCAGCACGGCCAUGCAACCACCGGCCGCCUCGACGAGUACGGCAACCCCGUGAUGGCGGGCCACGGCACAACCGGUACAGGUGCCCACGGUGCUGGGCAGGCUGGGUACGGUUCGACCGGCACUGGCAGCUACGAGACCGCCGGCCACGGGCGGCAGGUGGGGUACGGUGCCACUGGCACGGGAACCCACGACGCUGGGGGCUAUGGAGGAGCUGGCCAGGCAGCUGGGUACGGCGCCACUGGCACUGGGAUUCACGAUGCCGGCGGUUUGGGCACGGGGCGUAGGGCUGGGCACGACGCCGGCGGUUUUGGAACCACGGAGCACACAGCCGGGUAUGGCGCUACCGGCACCCAUGGCACAGGCCAGACGACUGGGUACGGCACCGGCGACGGUACCGGAAUCACGGGCACCCAUGGCACAGGCCACACAACUGGGCACGGCACCGGCACUGGCCACGGCACCGGAAUCACGGGGACCCAUGGCACAGGCCACACUGCUGGGUACGGCACUGGCACCGGAAUCACCGGGACCCAUGGCACAGGCCACACCGCUGGCUACGGCACCGGCACUGGCACCGGAAUCACUGGAACCCAUGGCACGGGGCACACGGCUGGGUAUGGCGCCACCGGCACCGGAAUUACCGGAACCCAUGGCGCAGUUGGCACGCACCCUCAUGGUGGGCUAGCCGAGCACAAGACCAGCGGCACAGGCGGCAUUCUCCACCGCUCUGGCAGCUCCAGCUCGUCGUCGUCGUCUGAAGAUGACGGGAUGGGCGGCAGGAGGAAGAAAGGCAUGAAGGAGAAGAUCAAGGAGAAGAUGCCCGGCGGUCACAAGGACCAGACCACUGCUACCGGCGGCUAUGGGCCGGGGUAUACAGGAACCACUGGCACCGGCGGGACCCAUGGGUACACCGAGGGAACACACGAGAAGAAGGGCGUCAUGGAGAAGAUCAAGGAGAAGCUCCCUGGCGGCCACAAGGACGACCACCCACAAACCACGGCUACCGGCGGCUAUGGACAUGGUACCACUACUGGCACCACCGGGACGUACGGCACGACUGAGGGGACGCACGAGAAGAAGGGCAUGAUGGAGAAGAUCAAGGAGAAGCUCCCCGGCGGCCACCACUGA
Lolium rigidum is the source of this 1239-nucleotide messenger RNA. RefSeq names its product dehydrin DHN4-like. Gene Ontology annotation, biological process: response to water. The transcript has 2 exons. NCBI's taxonomy places the organism in Eukaryota, Viridiplantae, Streptophyta, Magnoliopsida, Poales, Poaceae. The record is from RefSeq and is a predicted model, not a curated record. The coding region runs from base 1 to 1239 and encodes 412 amino acids.